Rotaria sordida is the source of this 2672-nucleotide messenger RNA. NCBI's taxonomy places the organism in Eukaryota, Metazoa, Rotifera, Eurotatoria, Philodinida, Philodinidae. The record is from the annotation of a GenBank genome assembly.
AUGGUUCUGACUGCUGAAUAUCAACAUAGUUGUCAACAAGAAGCAUUGCGUAAAGCUGAAGAAGAACGACAUCAUCAUUUUGAACAGUUAAUCAGAGAAGAAGCAGAAUAUCAGAGGCGUGAAUAUGGCAACGAUGUUAUUCGAAUGUUACAAGGUAUAACAUCAGCAUCACCACGUUUUAUUGCACAGUGCCGUAUGAAUAGUCCACUAGAAGCCAAUGAUGACUUAAUGUUUGAGAACUGUCCUAUUUGUAUCAGUGAUUUUCAAAUAAACCGUUACUAUGCUCGAUGGCCUUGUAAAGCCGAACAUAUAUUUCAUUUCAAUUGUAUGCUGGGCGUACUAAGAACAGGAAACAAGUGUCCAUUAUGUCGGCAUCCUGUUGAGCCAGCAGAUUUACCAAAUAUGGACUUUAUUUUUCGGCUCAUGGUACGAAGAGGUUUGGGUAGUGUAUACGACUGAGUGGCAGUGUACUUUCGAUGAUUUUAUCUUUCUGUUUGUGAAUCGUUUUUUCUUAUACAAUAAAAUUAUUGAAUUCAUUUAUUCUCGAUGACAAGUAUUUUUAUGGUAAGAACAGCGAAAGGCUCUGAUGUUUUAUACAAAUCCUGCUUUGAAAUAAAUGUUGUCUUGUGGAAUAAUUGGGUGUGGGUGUAGGUGUCACGCUCACACCCACACCCGGCUCACUCUAUAAAAUCUUUAUAUUGUUUUUGUAUCUGGAUGUUGAUCUAUACAACAACAAACUAAUGUAGUGUCGAUGAGUAAUUCUCUUUUUCAAACAAAAAACAAUUUAUUGCGCAUGCGAAAAAAAAGAAAAGAAAAAAAUGCUUGUGACUCUUUCAUCGCAAUUCAAUAGAUGCUUGCCUUUGAGAUUUUUUUGAUGACAAACUUGUUUCUCAGCAAAGGGAGAACACAAAGGUGAGUGGAAGGCAAAUUAUUUUUGGUUCUAUUUCAUGUUUGUGUGUUCACUAGACUGGACAUCUUUUGAAAAUAUGUUCGAGACUGUAAUUUCAGGCAUUGAAGACUCUCUUGAGGGUGUUACCUAAAUAUUAUAUUUGCAGCCCCCUAUUCUAAAAAAAAUAAUUGUCUAAUACACUAGCAACAUUUUGCCUUAGUGUAAAAAAAUCAUAUGCGAAGAAAAGCUCAUGGAUUCUCAUUUGAAACAGCGAUAACAGAGUUGGGGUGUGGGUGUGGGUGUGGGUCAGGGCUGCCAAAUUUCCUCAUUUAGCCAGGAGACUCCUGGUUUUUAGACUUUUCUCCUGGUAAAAAAAUCUCCUGCAUUCAGGAGCUGGUUUUUUAAAGAAUUUUGUCACGUUUAAUUGUAGUGGUAUUUUGAAUCAAUAAAAUAAAGAAAAAGAGAACUAUCACACUAUUUCAUAGAUGCAAUAGACAAUGAGAAAACAUGUCGUUUAUGCUUGUUAUGCCUGAUAACAUGCGUUUAUUUGUGAGCUUAUCUUCUUGACGGUUAAAAUGUACCUCAUUUACAAAAACUAGUUUAGUUCGCUUUUUCUAGAUCAACCUAGAAUGUUAUUUGUGAAUUGACCUUCAGCCACAUGAAAUUUUUGUGGGCUGAUAACAGAAACGAUUUGAAGUGCAAUCUUAUUGGUGCAUAAUUAGGAACUAAAUGAAUAAUCGUCUCAGUUGUACAAAGUUCUAUAAUUAUCUUUUAAAUAAUUCAGACCUACUGAAACAAAUUCAGUCUUCAGAAAAAUAUGACCAUGUUCAUAGGUGCCGAAAUGUUUUGGAUCUAGGGUAGGCUCAACAAUUUUUUACAGGAUUCGCACCAGAAAAUUAAAAAUAUGGCCUAAGCCAAUUUUUUUGAUGCCAUCUUGAUGAAACAAAGUUAGUGUUUCUCAUUUCGAACUCGCAUUUUGUAAUGUAUGACGCUGAUAGAGAUAAGAAAAGCAUUUGCAACUUAUCAGUCAAAAAACGCGCAUUUAAGAAAACAUGUUGAUGAUUAUCUUCAUUGACUUUCAACUCUCACAAGAAUUGUUUUCCAUCUGCUGUGCUAAAAAAUAAAAUAAUGUCCAAGCAGCAGUGUUCACAAAAACGACAUUGCAUUAUCAAUGUUUUUACUGUGUUGAAAAGAUUUUGUUCUACGAGAAUAUUUUUCUAUACUCGUCGUUUUCUCGCUCCAUUUCUUAUGACAAUGGGAACUCCAUUAAGUAUUGGCGUUACCGCAUUUUUUCUCGUAUUUUCAUACAUAUUCAGAUACAUGUAUGUAACAGCUUUUUAUUUUUACGUAACUAACCUACUGAAGCUCCAAUCAUAAUUAUAUUUUUAAUUUGAAGUCGUGUCACGGUUAUCUUAAAAUCUGAAAAUAAAACAAGAAUAUAAAUUCUUGAAGUCUUACGAUCAGAAGGGUUGGUGUGGGUGUGGGUGGGUGUGGGUGUGGGUGUGGGUGUGGAUGUGGGUGUGGAUGCGGAUGUGGGUGUGGGUGUGAGUGUGGGUGUGAGUGCAGGUUGGUUGUUAAUCUUCUUUAAUCAGCACCCACACCCACACCCUUACAUGGACGGGAUUUGCUGUGAAGUCAUCAAGCUCUCUUUUGGUUUCUGUGCUGUAGAUUUCAACUCGUUUUAUUUGGCUUGUCUAUUCAUAUGUGUAUAAUUGCUAUUGCGUUAUCUUUUUCCGAAGAAUGAAAGAAGACACCAACAAGUCACAUAUCAAUGUGAAUGAAU